Molecule: messenger RNA, 1961 nt
Organism: Apis mellifera (honey bee)
Lineage: Eukaryota; Metazoa; Arthropoda; Insecta; Hymenoptera; Apidae
Gene: SmydA-5
Exons: 5
Coding region: 317-1756 (479 amino acids)
Molecular function (GO): protein binding
Source: RefSeq, a predicted model, not a curated record
GUCAUUUCAGCGUUGUAAUGUCGAGGUUUAGUGAUAUUGCUAUUUUCAUUGUUUUAUAUAUUAAUUUUUUAUUUUCUUUUAAAAAUUGAAAAAUUAAUAAAAUAUUUAACGUAUAUCAAUAUGUGCUAUACUUCUCUUAAUUUUAUUAUUUCUAUAUUAUUAAUUUAUUGUACCUAUUGACAUAUGCAAUAAAUUUCUUUGAAAUUUUAAAGAAAUUUCAAUCUAGAAAUAGAGAUAAUAUCGACAGAGAAAAAAACAAAAGAUUUAAUUUUAAACCUAAUAAACUAUAAUAAAAAUGUUCAAUAAAUGAAAAAACAUGGAAUCACAAAUGAAAGGUAUCUGUCCAAUUUGUAAUCAACGUGCAACGUUGAAAUGUAGCGGUUGCAAGCAACAAUUUUAUUGUAAAAAGGAGCAUCAACGAAUGGAUUGGCCUCGACACAAGUUGACUUGCCAAGCGUGGGAGAUUCGUGAGAACUCCGAACUCGGACGACAUUUAUUGGCCUCAAGGGAUUUGAAUCCAGGUGAUGUGAUUCUGUCUGAAUCACCUUUGGUUUGGGGACCAUCGAUACAUUCGGAUCAAAGACUUUGCGUUGGUUGUGGAAAACAAUGCAAGAGUGCCAAUAUAAGAUGCACGAAAUGUCUUUGGCCGGCGUGCGCUGUAGAUUGUUCUGGUCUUACAGAUAAAAAUAGACACGAUUUGGAAUGUUCUUUUCUUAUAAAAGCGAAGAUCAUUCCAAGAUGCGAUGUUCUUUUGGUAAUACGUAUGUUAAUAUUAUGGUGUAAGAAAUCAAAAUAUUGGAAUUCUAUACAAAAAUUACAAAGUCACGAAGAUUCUCGUGGUCCAGGAACGAGCGUAUACGAAGAAACGAUGAAUAUAUAUUACCAUAUUCAACGUCUUUUACCAGAUAAUUCCUCUACCAAGGACAUAGUGAGCAAAAUAUGCGGUUUAAUAGAUAUAAACGCAUUGGAAACAGUACCACCUGAGGGUUGUGUUGCAAUUUAUGAAACAGCGUGUCUUUUGGAACAUUCUUGUCUGGCUAACACGAGACACAGUUUUACAAUCGAUAAGGGUAGACCUCGAAUCACGGUGAAAGCUUUGUGUUCUAUACAAAAAGGGGACCAUUUAAGUACAAUGUAUACACAUGCACUUUGGGCAACAAGGGUACGAAGAUCUCAUCUUUUAGAAACAAAAUAUUUUUCUUGUCACUGUAAACGGUGUGCCGAUCCAACAGAAUUGGGCACGCAUCUUGGAACGUUAAAGUGCCCCCAAGACAAUGGUUUUAUUUUACCUAAAAAUCCAUUGGACUUUGAUUCAGAAUGGGGAUGCGAUUCGUGCCCUGGAACUCUUACCGCAUCAGAAAUGAUACAAUUCAUUGGAAAAUUGGAGGAAGACGUCGAUGACGUUAUGUGUUCAGCGCGAAAAGAUAAAUUGGUUAAUCUUCUAUCACGGCUCACUACAUUAUUACAUCCUGGACAUCAAUUGUGCAUUACUGUCAGUCAUUCAUUGAUUCAACUAAUGCCCGCGGACAAUCCUAAAAAACUUGAAUUAUGUAAACGUAUUAUAGAAACCACCGAAACAUUGGAUCCUUAUGGUACGAGAUUGGCAUUAUAUACUGCAGUCACGUUAAGAGAAUUAUCUACUUGUCCCGGAGAAGAUAGAAAACAUCUUUUGUCAAAAGCACUAUCGUUAUUGCAAUAUGAACCGCAGUAUUCGGCCGGUGAAAAGCUACGAAUAUUAAUAGAAUCCGAAUUAUAACAGUUCUAUUAUAUUUAAUAACUUUUAAUAAAAUGGUAUAAUAAUACAAAAUUUUGAAUUGUAAAAAUUAUUCAUUAUUUCUAUAUUAUAUUAAAUUUAUAAUAUGCUUUUAUGUUAUAAAAACUAUUUUUAUUAUACUACAUAUUUUUUCGCUAUGAUAUAAAUGUAACAUGACACAGGAUUAAACCCUUUCGAGAACUUUGAA